Molecule: messenger RNA, 444 nt
Organism: Didymodactylos carnosus
Lineage: Eukaryota; Metazoa; Rotifera; Eurotatoria; Philodinida; Philodinidae
Source: the annotation of a GenBank genome assembly
AUGGCGAAUUUAACGGCAAAACAAACACGUGAACUACAAGAUGCAUUUAAUUUGUUUGAUAGUGAUCAUUCUGGCAAAAUAUCGAGAAAAGAGUUGAGAAAAGUUUUGAAUGCACUCAGUAUACAAGUAGAUGAAACUGAAUUGGCACAAUUAAUGAAACAAAUGGAUUCAAAUAAUAGUGGUGAUAUUGAAUUUGAUGAAUUUUGUCAGGCAAUGGGUCAAAUAUUUUUUAAAAAACACACUCGACAAGAAUUGGAAGCAGCGUUUCAAAAAUUCGAUACAGAUGGUUCAGGCUAUAUAACACCCAAUGAAUUAAGUCAUAUUAUGGCUCGAAUGGGACGUAAUAUGAAGAAAUCUGAAAUCGAAGCAAUGAUUAAAUCAAUGGAUACAACUGGCGAUGGAAAAAUAUCGUUAGAUGAAUUUGUUGAUAUGUGCAAUCAAUAG